AUGCUUUGGUUUAUCGUCAACCCGCUCUUCGAGUUCCACCGAUACGCCGUUCGUACGAGUGAGACGUACCUCAUCGCUGCUGCUGCUGUGGCGUCGGUGCUUUCCACAUCUUUCUCCUCUACCGAGGGACUUCGUGAAGACUCGGAUGACGGCAUCCGGUCUUUUGAAGCCCUGGAAGGCUGGGCCGAGCCCUACAUGCCUCCACUGCGGGGUGAUGACGACGACGACGAGGAAAUUGUUGAUGAGGGCGGAGGGCGCCGCACGACGAAAGGAACCACAGGAGAAGUGGGGGGAGGGGGAAGGGGAGGAGGAAAGGGUGGCACUAUAGGAUUCGCGGCCGUGAAAGAUAUUGGCGUUUCAGUGGAAGAGGCGGAAGAGGCGUGGUCCUUGCUUACAGCGGGGCUGGUACACGGUCGCGGCGUUCUUGGCUCCUCGCACCGCGCGGCGACGGCAACACCAACUGCAAGAGACGGGGGGGUGGGCGGGCGCAGCAGCGUUGAACGCGCUCUGUCGUUGGAUUUCUUUCUCCGGGUGGCGCCGAUGGGGCAGACGAAGCUGGCAUCGACAAACCCUGCCAACCAAGCUCCACAGCAGAAGGCCGCGCAACAGCAACAGCAGAGCUCCGAAAACGUGGCAGGGAGGUUAACGGCAUUAGGCAAAAGGACGAAGAAGACGACGCAGUCAUCGUGGGCGAGAGAGGGCUGUGUAGGCUCGUCCAGGCAUCGGCAGCGGCGGCCGCGGGCACGGCGGUUAGCCGAUGAAAAAGACGGUGUGCAUGAAGCAGAGAACCAAGUGUCGUCGUCGACGGUUCUCCGCGUCGGGUUGGUAGCUCUCCGGCGGGUACAAGCAGGGGAAGAGCUGUUCGCUCCGUACAUCGCCCUCGGCCAGCCCAUGCAAGCACGCCAACGAGAGCUGUCCUCGAGGUUCUUUGCUGGUCGUUCUACUAGCGGUGGCUUGGCUGCGGCUUCCGCUACUGGUGCUGUUGCCUCUGUUUCCGCGGCGACUGUGGCGGCGGAGGUGGCAGACAUAGCGCCGACCGGGUCUUGUUCCUUGCCGGGGUUGUCUUCGCUACAGCGGCAGCCGCCGCAGCUAGUGUGUAACUGCCCGCGUUGCCUUCUUGAGGCCGGGGGUGAUCAUCGCUUGUGUGGGCGGGAAACGCUCAAGGUCCUUGCGGACCAAGCUCUCGAGGAGGGACGACACGAGGCCGCGCUUGGGCUGUACCGAGCGUCGCUCGCCGCUCCGCCCCCAUCCCCCUCUCUUGCUUCCAAGGCCUCCUCGUGCACCCCGGCCCCUGUCGCGGCCGCCACUCGAGCCCCUUCUGGAGCGAACAACAGCGGUACUACUCGCCGAGAGGGAGGACAUUUGACAGCCUGCGAUCCAUCGUCCUCGAUAGCAGCGGCCGCGGCCGCGGCGGCAGCAGCACCUGGAAACGGUGAAGGAGAAGGGGGAAACGACACCUCCGCGGCACGGAUGGCUGCAGUCGCGAAAGACGAAUCUGGCGGAUCGGAACCAGCAGCGGCAGAACCAGCCGAACAGCCAGAGCAAGAAGUGGCGGCAGCCGUGUUGAAGGGUGACGCCCUCCACGGUAUAGGGGUGGCACUCUUGGCGGCUGGGAAUUUCAGGGAAGCGUGUCGAGCGUGGGAAAGGGGUUUCCGCGACGCGCCAAAUCACCCGGCGCUUCGGGCGCAAGCGGAAAAGGAGGCAGCUUACCGCCCAAAAGCCGAGAAUGGCGCCAACGCUGGGGAAUGCGGAGGGGCGGAGGGCCCAUCGCCGGAGAAGCAGGGGAAGAGGAUAAUUAGCGCUUCUCCCGCGCAAGGUUUAUACGGCGAUACCAGCGACGACGACACCCAUCUAUGCUUUACGUCGGUGCCGGGAAGGGCUGCUGACAUCUUCCUCAGCCGAGAGCGGGUACUGUCGCCGGAGGAAUGUCGUGGUGUCAUCCAAGCGGCCGAGGACUAUUCACAGGGAAACGGGGGCUGGACCACGUCUCGGCACUACGCCGUACCCACGACCGACCUACCGGUGCACGUCCUGAAGUCCACGCUGCCGUGGUUUCGCUCCCUCGUCAGGAAGCGUUUAUUUCCGGCCCUGGCAAAGCGGUUCAACCUGGCCGCUGGCCCUCAAAGAGUUUUCGUUCACGACGCAUUCGUCGUGCGUUACGAGGAAGGGAAGCAGCGCCACCUUCCCCUCCACCGCGACCAGUCCACUCACUCCUUCACGAUAGCCCUCAACGGCCUGGACCAGUACACGGGUGGGGGUACCUUCUUUCCGUCCCUUGGUCGGUCCCUCCGCCCCGCCGAGGGCCACGCCUUGUCGUUUCGAGGAGGCAUUCUUCACGGCGGGGACCCUCUCCUCAAGGGCGUGCGCUACAUAAUCGCCUGCUUUUGUUACUACGACGACGGUGGUGACAGUGACGAAGAAGUAGCUCGUGAGGGAGGAGAGCUAGGUUCCGCAGACUCAAGGCCAGAAGCAAAGGGUCGAAAAAACUGCAAGAAUAUUGAGGGGAAAACGCUCGGAGGCAGCAACAGCGCAGUCGAGAGUAGCAGCGCUGGAAGCGGCAGCACUAGUCCCGCCGAGAGAAGCGGUGGCGAGAACGGUAGGGCCGGCGGGGGUGGCGCCACAAGAGAGGGGAAAGGGGCCUCCGUCACAUUCCGUAGCGACAAAGCGUUCUCCUUUGGUUUUAGCUUUGGAUGA
This is a messenger RNA of Ectocarpus sp. CCAP 1310/34, 2694 nucleotides long. The record is from the annotation of a GenBank genome assembly. NCBI's taxonomy places the organism in Eukaryota, Phaeophyceae, Ectocarpales, Ectocarpaceae.